Molecule: messenger RNA, 456 nt
Organism: Colletotrichum gloeosporioides
Lineage: Eukaryota; Fungi; Ascomycota; Sordariomycetes; Glomerellales; Glomerellaceae
Exons: 3
Biological process (GO): carbohydrate transport; transmembrane transport
Cellular component (GO): membrane
Molecular function (GO): carbohydrate:proton symporter activity
Source: RefSeq, a predicted model, not a curated record
UUAAAACAUUUCAAUCGUACCUUGCUAUUAGCUUUCCUGAUCAUUGCUACGUCAACCCUGAACUACGGCUUUAACAACAAUGGCUACACAACAACUCAAGCCAUGGAGCCAUUCAUACGGCAAUUCGGCAGACUCUCUCAAGAAACGGGAGAAUAUGAGCUCGACCCUGCAUGGCUUUCUAUGUUCAACAGCUUGAACUAUAUUGGCUUUGCUUUUGGUGUGAUUUUUGGUAGUAUAGUUAGUGCCAGAUUUGGCCGGAGAUGGUGCAUAUUCUCAAUGAGCGCCCAUGCUAUUGUGUGCGCCGUAAUUGCAGUCACUUCGUCCAGUCGAGAACAAAUCAUGGUUGCCCGUGUUUUGAACUACCUCUAUGUUGGGAUGGAGCUGGCUGUUAUUCCAGUUUAUCAGUCAGAGAUCAUGCCGACCGAGAUUCGAGGCUUUGCUGUAGGAUCUUACUAA